GAAGAGAGUGAAGAGGAGCCCAAACUGAAGUAUGAAAGGCUCUCCAAUGGGGUAACUGAAAUCCUUCAGAAGGAUGCCGCUAGCUGCAUGACAGUCCAUGACAAGUUCUUGGCACUGGGCACACAUUAUGGCAAGGUUUAUUUACUGGAUGUCCAGGGGAACAUCACUCAGAAGUUUGAUAUAAGUCCUGUGAAGAUAAAUCAGAUUAGCCUGGAUGAAAGUGGCGAACACAUGGGCGUGUGUUCAGAGGAUGGCAAGGUGCAGGUGUUUGGACUAUAUUCUGGAGAAGAAUUUCAUGAGACUUUUGACUGUCCCAUUAAAAUCAUCGCCGUGCAUCCGCAUUUCGUGAGAUCCAGCUGCAAGCAGUUUGUGACCGGAGGGAAGAAGUUGCUGCUGUUUGAACGGUCUUGGAUGAGCAGAUGGAAGUCUUCAGUUCUGCACGAAGGAGAAGGGAACAUACGGAGUGUGAAGUGGAGGGGCCAUCUGAUUGCCUGGGCCAAUAAUAUGGGUGUGAAGAUUUUUGACAUCACCUCAAAGCAAAGGAUCACCAAUGUGCCCCGGGAUGAUAUAAGCCUUCGCCCCGAUAUGUAUCCCUGUAGCCUCUGCUGGAAGGACAGUGUGACACUGAUCAUUGGCUGGGGCCCCUCUGUCAAGAUAUGCUCGGUGAAGGAACGGCAUGCCAGUGAAAUGAGGGACUUGCCGAGCCGAUACGUUGAAAUAGUGUCUCAGUUUGAAACUGAAUUCUACAUCAGUGGACUGGCACCUCUCUGUGAUCAGCUUGUUGUACUUUCCUAUGUAAAGGAGGUUUCCGAAAAAACGGAAAGAGAAUACUGCACCAGACCCAGACUGGAUAUCAUCCAGCCUCUUUCCGAGACUUGUGAAGAGAUCUCUUCUGAUGCUCUGACUGUGAGAGGCUUUCAGGAAAAUGAAUGUAGAGAUUAUCACUUAGAAUACUCAGAAGGGGAGUCACUGUUCUACAUUGUGAGUCCAAGAGAUGUUGUCGUAGCCAAGGAACGAGACCAAGAUGACCACAUCGACUGGCUCCUUGAAAAGAAGAAAUAUGAAGAAGCUCUGAUGGCAGCUGAAAUUAGCCAGAAGAACAUUAAAAGACAUAAGAUUCUGGACAUCGGCUUGGCAUAUAUAAACCACCUGGUGGAGAAAGGAGAGUACGACAUAGCGGCACGCAAAUGCCAGAAAAUUCUUGGGAAAAAUGCAGCACUCUGGGAAUAUGAAGUUUAUAAAUUUAAAGAAAUUGGACAGCUUAAGGCUAUUAGUCCUUAUUUGCCAAGAGGGGAUCCAGUUCUGAAACCACUCAUCUAUGAAAUGAUCUUGCAUGAAUUUUUGGAAAGUGAUUACGAGGGUUUUGCCACACUGAUCCGAGAAUGGCCGGGAGAUCUGUACAACAAUUCAGUAAUAGUUCAAGCAGUUCGGGAUCAUCUGAAGAAAGACAGUCAGAACAGAACCUUACUUAAAACCCUGGCAGAAUUGUACACCUAUGACAAAAACUAUGGCAAUGCUCUGGAAAUAUACUUAACGUUAAGACAUAAGGAUGUUUUCCAGUUGAUCCACAAGCAUAAUCUUUUCAGUUCUAUCAAGGAUAAAAUUGUUUUAUUAAUGGAUUUUGAUUCCGAGAAAGCUGUUGACAUGCUUCUGGACAACGAAGAUAAAAUUUCAAUUAAAAAGGUAGUGGAAGAAUUAGAAGACAGACCAGAGUUGCAGCACGUGUAUCUGCAUAAGCUUUUCAAAAGAGACCAUCAUAAGGGGCAGCGCUACCACGAGAAGCAGAUCAGCCUUUACGCUGAAUUCGACCGACCCAACUUGCUUCCAUUUCUCCGAGACAGUAUCCAUUGCCCCCUUGAAAAGGCUCUUGAGAUCUGUCAACAGAGAAACUUUGUAGAAGAGACAGUUUAUCUUCUGAGCCGAAUGGGUAACAGCCGAAGUGCCCUGAAGAUGAUCAUGGAGGAAUUACAUGACGUCGAUAAAGCGAUUGACUUUGCCAAGGAACAGGAUGAUGGGGAACUCUGGGAAGAUCUGAUUUUAUAUUCCAUCGACAAACCACCCUUUAUCACCGGCUUGUUAAACAACAUCGGCACGCAUGUUGACCCAAUUCUACUGAUUCACCGUAUUAAGGAAGGAAUGGAGAUUCCUAAUUUGAGAGACUCCUUGGUUAAAAUUCUGCAAGACUACAAUCUGCAAAUUCUGCUUCGCGAAGGCUGCAAGAAGAUUCUCGUGGCUGACUCUCUGUCCUUACUAAAGAAGAUGCACCGAACUCAAAUGAAAGGCAUUCUGGUUGAUGAGGAGAACAUCUGUGAGUCCUGUCUUUCCCCUAUUCUCCCAUCAGACGCAGCUAAGCCCUUCAGCGUGGUGGUCUUCCACUGCCGCCAUAUGUUCCACAAGGAGUGCCUGCCUAUGACCAGCAUGAACUCUCCUGUGCAGUUCUGUAACAUCUGCAGUGCGAAGCACCGGGGACCAGGAAGUGCCAUUCUGGAGAUGAAAAAAUAG
Messenger RNA from Lipotes vexillifer (Yangtze River dolphin), 2502 nucleotides. It is a transcript of the gene VPS41, whose product is annotated as VPS41 subunit of HOPS complex. NCBI's taxonomy places the organism in Eukaryota, Metazoa, Chordata, Mammalia, Artiodactyla, Lipotidae. Gene Ontology annotation, biological process: macroautophagy; protein targeting to vacuole; vesicle-mediated transport. Gene Ontology annotation, molecular function: protein binding. Bases 88 to 2502 code for a protein of 804 amino acids. The record is from RefSeq and is a predicted model, not a curated record. The transcript is spliced from 27 exons. Gene Ontology annotation, cellular component: HOPS complex; late endosome.